GCAUCAGCGAGCUGUGAUGGUUCUGUCAGAGUGUGGAAAAUAGCAGAUCAGACAUGCACGACAAGCUGGCCACUGCUGCAGAAAUGUAAUGAUGUGAUAAAUGCUAAAUCAAUAUGCAGGCUUGGCUGGCAACCUGGCAGUGGGAAGUUGCUGGCAAUUCCUGUAGAUAAAGUUGUUAAACUGUACAGAAGAGAAACCUGGGAUAGUCAAUUCGAUUUAUCAGAUACAUUCAUCGCACAGCCCUUGAAUGUUGUGGCCUGGUCUCCUUGUGGGCAGUAUCUGGCAGCUGGAAGUGUGGAUGGGAGUAUAGUGGUGUGGAAUACGGAAACCCAGGAGUGCAUAGAGAGGAUGAAGCAUGAGAAAAAUUACACAAUUUGUGGACUGGCAUGGCACCCCAAAUAUAAGCAAAUCGCUUAUACAGAUACUGAAGGAAAUCUGGGAUUGUUGGAAAAUAUCGGUGGUGAAACGAAAUCAGAUGACAAGGUUGCCAGUAAAGUGACUAAAGACUACAAUGAUCUCUUUGAUGGGGAAGAUGACGCCUAUUUAAAUGGAGAUAUGAUUGAACCACAGUCUUCCCCAAAGGCUGGAGCCAAUGAAGAUGAUGGUGAUGAUGAUGAUGACCUUAUGCCAACUCCAGGCCAUCUGAGACGGGCAAUAAUUGAUGAUGAUGAUAACUCACUAGAUAUUGGGAUGAUAAAAGCUAGUUCUAAUCUUCUUGACAAGGAAGAUGAUGAUGAUGAUGAUCAGACUGGUGGCUUUCCAGCUUUACCACCAUCAUCUACACAACAGCCUUUCUACAAUGGGCCAAUGCCAACCCCCAAGCAAAAGCCUUUCCAGUCUGGCUCCACUCCUGCACAUCUCAUGCAUCGUUUCAUGGUAUGGAAUUCUGUUGGUAUCAUUCGCUGUUACAAUGAUGAACAAGACAAUGCUAUAGAUGUAGAAUUUCAUGAUACCUCCAUACAUCAUGCAACACACCUGCCAAACUCUCUGAAUCACACGAUGGCUGACCUCUCCACUGAAGCUAUUUUACUAGCCUGUGAGAGUACAGAGGAACUUGCAAGCAAGCUCCACUGCAUUCAUUUUAGCUCGUGGGAUACAAACAAGGAGUGGACAGUAGACAUGCCAAAGGAUGAAGACAUUGAGGCUAUCUGUCUAGGUCAAGGCUGGGCUGCUUGUGCCACGAGUGCCUUGCUCGUUCGUGUUUUUACCCUUGGAGGAGUUCAGAAAGAGAUCUUCAGUCUCCCAGGCCCAGUGGUGUCUAUGGCAGGACAUGGAGAGCAGUUGAUGAUUAUGUAUCACAGAGGUACUGGGUUUGAUGGGGACCAGUGUCUCGGAGUACAGCUGAUGGAGCUAGGAAAAAAGAAAAAGCAGAUUUUGCACGGAGACCCUCUUUCUCUGACAAAAAAGUCCUAUUUGGUGUGGGUUGGAUUCUCUGCAGAAGGUACCCCUUGUUACAUGGAUUCCGAGGGAAUCGUGCGGAUGUUGAACCGAGGAUUUGGGAAUACUUGGAUUCCGGUGUGUGACACCAGAGAGCAUUGCAAAGGAAAAUCUGAUCAUUAUUGGGUUGUUGGCAUCCAUGAAAACCCCCAGCAGCUCAGGUGUAUUCCUUGUAAAGGAGCCCGAUUCCCUCCUACACUCCCACGACCUGCUGUAGCAAUAUUAUCUUUUAAACUUCCUUACUGUCAAGUUACAACAGAAAAGGGACAGAUGGAGGAACAGUACUGGCGUUCUGUUGUAUUUCACAACCAUGUGGAUUACUUAUCAAAAAAUGGCUAUGAGCUUGAUGAAAAUGCUAAAAGUCAGUCAGUGAAAGAACAGCAAGAACUUCUAAUGAAGCUGUUUGCUCUUUCUUGUAAACUGGAGCGUGAAUUUCGUUGUGUGGAACUUGCUGACCUCAUGACACAAAACGUUGUGAAUUUAGCUAUCAAGUAUGCUUCUCGCUCUCGCAAACUAAAUUUAGCUCAGCGACUUAGUGAACUGGCUGUAGAAAAAGCAAGUGAGUUGGCAACAGCAUCGGAAGAUGAAGAGGAGGAAGAGGAUUUCCGAAAGCACUUGAGUGCUGGUUACAGCAACUCUGCCACAGAGUGGAGUCGGCUGCCGGUCCAGCAGGACCAAGAAAUGGAAGCUACUGAGGAAACUGAUGCCUCUGAAGAAGCAGAAGAAAAACCAGAAGUGCAUAAACAGAGACCAAGUCCUUUCUGCAAAGGUGUCACUUCAGCAGAGUUGAGUACUCCAAAGUCUGUUGUAAUUACCUCAAGCAGCCAAGGACGAGUGAAUCCCUUCAAGGUGUCAUCUAACAAAAAGGACCCCAUGGUCCCCUCAACAAAUAUUCUAGACACUAUGAGCAAAUACUCAAAGAAAACUUCUUUGUCUGGCAGUCGAGCUGGGAACAAGCAGAACCCUCCAGUUAUAAAACCUCUGAUUCCCAAACCCAAGACCAAGCAGGCAUUAGCAGCUUCCUUCUUCCAGGCUCGUACACCUAACUCUAGUGAAAAAACAGUGGAAGAAAGAGAAGAAAAAGCACCAAACGACUCCCACGAAGUCAAAGUCACUGCACAGGAGAACACUGAAAACAGAAGACCAAAGACAGGAUUCCAAAUGUGGCUAGAAGAGAACAGAGCAAACAUUUUGACAGAUAAUCCUGAUCUGAAUGAAGCAGAAAUAAUAAAAGAAGGCAUGAGUCGAUUCAGAAUUCUGUCAUCAGAAGAAAGAACGGUGUGGACUGAGAAAGCAAAAGGAGGAACAGUUAAUGAUUCAGCAGAAGAUAAAAAGCGAAAACGUCCCGCAGCUGAUGACGAUGAAGUGAAGAAGAACCAGGAGCAAAAAUCAGAGGACUCAAAUUUACCCAAAAAACCAAAGCCUUUGGAUCAAUCUACGAAUGUCAGACUGUCAGCUUUUGCAUUCAAGCCAAGCUAA
Antrostomus carolinensis (chuck-will's-widow) is the source of this 2916-nucleotide messenger RNA. RefSeq names its product WD repeat and HMG-box DNA binding protein 1 (gene WDHD1). The annotation marks the transcript as partial. Lineage: Eukaryota; Metazoa; Chordata; Aves; Caprimulgiformes; Caprimulgidae. Gene Ontology annotation, cellular component: nuclear replication fork. The transcript has 21 exons. The record is from RefSeq and is a predicted model, not a curated record. Gene Ontology annotation, biological process: DNA repair; mitotic cell cycle; DNA-templated DNA replication. Gene Ontology annotation, molecular function: chromatin binding; DNA binding; protein binding.